Brachypodium distachyon (stiff brome) is the source of this 2016-nucleotide messenger RNA. Its product is annotated as 7-deoxyloganetic acid glucosyltransferase. Gene Ontology annotation, molecular function: UDP-glycosyltransferase activity. The record is from RefSeq and is a predicted model, not a curated record. The coding region runs from base 161 to 1597 and encodes 478 amino acids. Lineage: Eukaryota; Viridiplantae; Streptophyta; Magnoliopsida; Poales; Poaceae. The transcript has 2 exons.
GCACCGCGAUCCAUUGUAAAUUGUCUGAGAAAACGAUUGCCGGGGUUGGACUUUGGGUCGAGUGCGCGCACUGACGCAGAGCAAAUAGAACCCAGUUCAGAGCCCUGAUAAGCCGUUUGACCUGCCGUCCAGCCGGCGAGGAAGCGACGGAGGGACGGAUAUGUCGCCGCCGGCGCACGUGCUGGUGUUCCCAUGGCCGCUCCAGGGCCACAUCAACUCCAUGCUCCAUUUCGCCGCGGCCCUCGUCGGCGCCGGCCUCCACGUCACCUUCGUGCACACGGAGCACAACCUCCGCCGCGUUGACCCCGCCGCCGCUUCGCCACGCCUCCGCUUCACGUCCGUGCCGGACGGCCUCCCGGACGACCACCCGCGCUCCGUGGGCGACCUCAAGGACGUUGCCAAGUCCCUGAUGACGACGGGUCCUGCCGUGUACCGUGCUCUCCUCGCUUCGCUGCUGCCCGCAUCGACCCAUGCCGAUGCCGAUGCCGAUGGUCGCGGGUUCCCGCCGGUGUCGUGCGUCGUGGCGGACGGGCUACUGCCGUUCGCCAUCGACAUAGCUGAGGAGCUCGGCGUGCCCGCGCUUGCCUUCCGCACGGCCAGCGCGUGCAGCGUGUUGGCUUACUUCUCCAUGGCCAGACUCAUGGAGCUCGGCGAGGUCCCGUUCCCCGUAGGCGCCGACCUCGAUGAGCCGGUCCGUGGCGUCCCGGGGAUGGAGGAUUUCCUUCGGCGGCGAGAUCUCCCAAGCUCCUGCCGUCGUCACGCCGAUACCCACGAGGUCGAUCCCCUGCUUCAGUUACUCGUCAAGUUCACCCUUCACAGCUGCAAGGCUCGGGCGCUGAUAUUCAACACGGCCGCGUCGCUGGAGGGGGCAGCGGUUGCUCACAUCGCGCCGCACAUGCGUGACGUCUUCGCCAUAGGCCCUCUCCACGCCAUGUCGGUGGCCGCGCCGGCGCCGGCGGCAAGCUUGUGGCGCGAGGACGACGGCUGUGUCGCGUGGCUCGACGGGCACGCCGACCGGUCCGUCGUUUACGUCAGCCUGGGCAGCCUCGCCGUGAUUUCGCUGGAGCAGUUCACCGAGUUCCUCUCCGGGCUCGUCAACGCCGGCUACGCGUUCCUGUGGGUGCUCCGGCCCGGCAUGGUCGGGGCGAGCCAGAGCGCCGUCCUCCAGGAAGCCGUGGAGGCGGCGGGGCUCGGCAAGGCGCGCGUCGUGGACUGGGCGCCACAGCGAGACGUGCUGAGGCACCGCGCCGUGGGCUGCUUCCUGACCAACACCGGGUGGAACUCGACGCUGGAGGCCGUCGUCGAGGCCGUGCCGAUGGUGUGCUGGCCGUUCUUCGCCGACCAGCAGAUCAACAGCAGGUUCGUGGGCGCCGUGUGGGGGACAGGGCUGGACAUGAAGGACGUGUGCGAGAGGGCCGUCAUGGAGGGGAUGGUGAGGGAGGCCAUGGAGUCCGGCGGGUUAAGGAUGUCGGCGCAAGCUCUGGCGCAGGAGGUGAGGCGGGACAUCGCUCAAGGGGGGUCGUCGGCUCUGGAGUUCGAGAGGCUCGUCGGCUUCAUCAAGGAGCUCACCGCGAAGUGUUCAAUCGCAAAUAAGUAACUUCACCCUGUGCUAACAGAUUUGUGGUGGAAGAGAGUAUCAAACUUCCACAAAUAAUACGAAUUGAAGGUGGCAUCGUCGAAAGCAAUGUGAUCGUCAUGAGGUGAUGUCUGGAGUGAGUCUCAAUCGUUGGUGUUUUGCACUUUACAUUGACGGUGGUUCCGUUUGAUCAUGGUGUGGUGAUGUCUGUUGCUAUAGAAAGAUAUCUGUGAAAACCGUGUGAGAGAAACUUGAGGAAGAGUGAUGUAUUUUUGUUGGUGUGUGGAUAGGGAACAAUGUGUGAGAAUCAAGUACUCCCUUUGUCCGGAAAUGAUUGACUUGGAUUCUGGACAGAGGGGGUAUAUUGUUUUACUGGUGUGCAAGCAAAAUGAUGAACCCACAUGGCUGAUCUACAUUACAUUCUCAACGAGUUAGAAGAA